GUAAAGGGGAAGACGCACAAUAUGGUACCCGCUUUUUUUCUCAGAACAGUUAACGUUAAAACAAUAUCGAAAUAUAGACUUGUUAAGAAAAAAUACUUGCACUACCUCCAUGUCAACAGUCCUGAUCCAAUGCUACAAUGCAGUCGGCGUACUUUAUUUAAACCAACUGCAUUAACGCCGUGCUGUGCCGCGCAAAGCCCGUCGGGAAACACAGCGCCGGUCGUCGCCAUAUUGGAGUACAACUAUUGUUAUAAAUACUGACGGGGGCUGCUGCUGGCUGAGUUUACAUGUUUUCAAGGAAGAUAUUUUGAAAAAUACGACGAAAGCUCCUCUGGAGGUCAUGAAAGAAAUGUCAACGACUAGCAACAGUGUGCUUGGCGGGCAGCAGCCUCAGAAACACUAUGGGAUCACAUCCUCCAUCAGCUUGGCGUUCCCCAGGGAGAUCGAUCACAUGUACACCCAGAAACUCAUCGAGGCCAUGAAGCCUUUCGGGGUGUUUGAGGACGAGGAUGAGCUCAAUCACAGAUUGGCCGUUCUGGGGAAACUCAACAUGUUUGUCAAGGAAUGGAUUGCAGAUAUUAGUGAUACUAAGAACCUUCCCCCCUCAGCUGUAGCCAAUGUCGGUGGGAAAAUAUUUACAUUUGGGUCCUAUCGACUUGGAGUGCAUACUAAAGGGGCGGAUAUCGACGCGCUGUGUGUGGCUCCCCGUCACGUGGACCGCUCCGACUUCUUUCAGUCUUUCUUUGAAAAGCUCAAGCAGCUCGAGGAGAUCAAAGACCUACGGGCUGUUGAGGAUGCAUUUGUACCAGUUAUCAAGUUUAAGUUUGAUGGGAUUGAGAUUGAUCUGUUGUUUGCGAGACUGGCCCUGCCGUCCAUUCCCGACAACCUGGACCUGCGAGGAGACUCUCACUUGAGGAAUCUAGAUAUCCGAUGCAUUCGCAGCUUAAACGGUUGUCGAGUCACCGAUGAAAUCCUGUACCUGGUGCCAAACAAGGAGAACUUCAGGCUAACGUUGAGAGCCAUCAAGCUGUGGGCCAAGCGGCGGGGAAUCUACUCCAACAUGCUGGGCUUCUUGGGGGGCGUGUCCUGGGCCAUGCUGGUGGCCCGAACCUGCCAGCUGUACCCCAACGCGGUCGCCGCCACGCUGGUGCACAAGUUCUUCCUCGUCUUCUCCAAGUGGGAAUGGCCCAACCCGGUCCUCUUGAAACAACCUGAAGAGAGCAACCUGAACCUGCCUGUCUGGGACCCACGGGUGAACCCCUCUGACCGGUACCACCUCAUGCCCAUCAUCACGCCCGCGUACCCGCAGCAGAACUCCACCUACAACGUCUCCACCUCCACCCGCACCAUCAUGAGCGAGGAGUUUAAGAACGGUCUCAAUGUCACCGAUGAAAUUCUUCAGGGGAAAGCGGAUUGGUCGAAGCUUUUUGAGCCGCCAAACUUUUUCCAAAAAUACAAGCAUUACAUUGUACUGACAGCCAGUGCAUCUACUGAGGAGAAUCACUUAGAAUGGAUCGGUCUGGUGGAGUCCAAGAUCCGGGUUCUGGUGGGGAAUCUGGAGCGGAACGAGUACAUCACUCUGGCCCAUGUGAACCCGCAGUCCUUCCCCGGGUCCAAGGAGAACAGCAGCGAGAAUGAAUACAUUUCCAGGUGGUUCAUUGGAAUCAUCUUCAAGAAGGUGGAGAAUGCGGAGAGUGUGAACAUUGACUUGACCUAUGACAUCCAGGCUUUCACAGACACCGUGUACCGACAAGCGAACAACAUCAACAUGCUGAAAGACGGCAUGAAGAUCGAGGCGACGCACGUGAAGAAGAGGCAGCUCCACCAGUACCUGCCUCCGGAGGUCCUGCAGAAGAAGAAACGGAGCAUGGCGGAUUUGAACCGCAGCUCCGGCGGCGGGACAAAGCGCGCCUCUCUGGACAGCAGCACGCUGGACAGCUCCAGGGACACGGACUCGGGCACGCCCUUCACCUCCCCGACCCCCGUCAUCAAGCCCCGGAAGCCGGCUUCUGACACGGACGACAGCAUCACCCCUCCCAAACCCCCCGCUCUGCUGUUUGCGGAGAGCCCGCCGCCCGAGGAGGCCUCUCCCCAGAGCACCGAGCAGGGCAUGUCCAUCCCUGUGAUUGGCUCCAACCCGGUAGCCACGCCCCCAGCCAUGAGCGCAGCGCCCCCUCCUGGCAGCACCAUCCCCACGGUGGUGGGCAGGAGCGUGGUCCCGCGGCACGGCUCCCCCGGCGGCCCGAGCGAGCUGCCCAACGGCGUGAGCGCCGCCCCGGUGGUCAACGGCACCGCCGCCGCCAAGCGGCCCCACUCGCCGUCCCUGGAGGAGUCGCCCAAGAGGCUCAAAGACGCCGACAAGCUCUUUUUGGGGGACUCGGAGUUUAAAGAGCCCUAUCCACCUCCCAGCAACGGGCAGGAGCAAGGGGACAGCCCGGCGGUGGAAGGGCCUGCUGAAGUUCAGGCGAUGCCCAUCCCGACCAUCGACACGUCGAGGACGCAGAGAUUACCCAGCAAGGAGCUCCCGGACGCCUCGUCGCCCCUCCCCACCAGCAACCUGCGCGUGAUCAAGAACUCCAUCAGACUCACCCUCAACCGAUAGCAGCGAAGCGUUGUCCAGGUAACCCUGCUGGGUCACCCCGCUGACCCCCGCCCCCCCCUUUUUAGUGCACACUCACUGCUGGUGCCGGGACCCCCUGGAGAAGGGAGCAGGACCGCGGGGGGGGGGGGGUAAUGUGUUUUUAACACCCCCACACUGCUGCCCUGCUGGACGCUUGCAAUCUCUCCCUGAAAUGAUCAACUGCCAAUCAAGAGUAUUGGAGGGUGGUAGUUUUUUUUUUUUUUUUUUUUUUCGGAAUUCAUUGGUCGGUUUCCUUUUUCUUUUUAAACUGCCUUCACGCGACAAAAUACUCUGAGUUGAGCUUGUUAGAAUUCAUAACUUGUACAAUAAGUAUAGUUUAUGUAUAUAAUUGUCUUUAAAAUCACUGUUUAGUCUUUUUUUCAUACACCAAAAAUUGUAGUUUUUAACAAAAAAGAAAAGUUAUAAAAAAAAAAAAAAGUCCUUUAUUUUUUCCCUCUCUAUGUACUGUCAAAAUUGUUUUUUGUUUUUUUUUUUCCUCCUCCAAGGAUAUUCUUUUUCCUUUUUUUUCUUUUUUUAAAUGACUGUAGAGGUUCCAGUGCAGUCAGCGGCUCCUCUGGGCCACGGACCGGGCCAGAACCGCGACCACGCUGCCCGCCACAGCGCGCUCGGCCCCGGGGCCCUGGCGAGCCGCUGUUUCUCAGCCAGUGGAAAUCUGACGCUCCGUGCUGGCCUGUGAUUGGCUGUAGCCCGGGCGGUCGUGGUUCUGGUGCGGUCCGGGACCAGGGUCAGCCUGCUUUAACGGGACGGUCGAGUGCUGUGUGCUGUAUAGCUGGAUGAGUUCCUCCCAACCCCUCUUUUUUGUUUUUUUUUUUUGCCCCCCCCCCCCCCCCCUCGUUUUCCCCCCUCGCUACGCUAACUCCCCGAGAGCGGGGCGGCGGCUCUUACGCCUCCUGUGGAGGCCCCUCGGCUCCUCCUUGGUUCAUGACGUAGAAGGAGGGAGCCCGGCUUCUGCUUUCUCCCCCACGCUCUGUAACUUCACUGGCCCCGCCCAAGUCGGGCGUACAGGAAGCAGCUGCGCGCUUAAGGCUCCUUCCGCACUCACUUCCUGGGGUUCUUAUCAUUUUAUUUAUACCCGCCAUGUUUGUACCUUGUGCUUUUUUUAUAUAUCAAAACCAUUGCCGUUACUUUUCUUCCUCAUUAACAUUGUGAUGACUGCUCCAGCCGAAUGUGAAUCUUCGUUUAUCGCAAUUUAAAAGAAAAAACAAAAAAAAAAAAUAUUUCAGUUCGUUGGGGUAUUGUUUUUGUAGGGCAACAAAUUGUAUUUGAAAGGGUAUUUUUCUAUGUAAUGUAUGGUAUUGUCUCCUUUAAAAUAAUACCAUAAAACCAUAAAACCCCAGA
This is a messenger RNA of Anguilla anguilla (European eel), 3979 nucleotides long. It is a transcript of the gene papolg, whose product is annotated as poly(A) polymerase gamma. The record is from RefSeq and is a predicted model, not a curated record. The coding region runs from base 341 to 2602 and encodes 753 amino acids. Gene Ontology annotation, molecular function: RNA binding; poly(A) RNA polymerase activity. Lineage: Eukaryota; Metazoa; Chordata; Actinopteri; Anguilliformes; Anguillidae. The transcript has 22 exons. Gene Ontology annotation, cellular component: nucleus.